Messenger RNA from Triticum aestivum (bread wheat), 1182 nucleotides. RefSeq names its product BTB/POZ and MATH domain-containing protein 1-like. NCBI's taxonomy places the organism in Eukaryota, Viridiplantae, Streptophyta, Magnoliopsida, Poales, Poaceae. Gene Ontology annotation, biological process: protein ubiquitination. The record is from RefSeq and is a predicted model, not a curated record. Gene Ontology annotation, molecular function: protein binding. The annotation marks the transcript as partial. The transcript has 2 exons.
CUGGUCCAACUCGAUCGACCUUUACAGCCCAAGGCAAAAGAUCGAUCGCGACCCCAGAAGACCAAAAUACAGGUUCGCCGUUCACGUGCGAUCGACACGCGCGACAAUGAGCGUCGCCGGCUCACCCGACGCCGCCGGUACGCGGACCGUGUGCAUGGCGCUCAAGAUCCCGGCGACGACGGCCAGCGGGACCGGAACCAGGCCUACAUCGCGGCCCGGAGGUUCGCCGUGCUCGGCUACGAGUGGCAGAUCGACUACCACCCCAACAGUCGCUACCCCUACCACCGCCGUAAAAGCCGGGUCAAGCUCCGGGAUCCUAGCCGGACGCUCAGGCCCUUCCGGGAGGUGGCGGCCCAUUGCCCUGGGUCCAUGCAAGGGACAUCCCAGGAGGUCCUGCUCGUGUCCCGGGCCGCGCUGGAGGCGUCCGGCUACCUCCCGCGCGACGGCAACUGCUUCGUGCAGUGCAAGGCCGUGCUCUCCCGCGAGACGUACACGUAUGGUGGCGACGGAGCCGAGAUCGCCGCCCAUCCCCGUGACCUGGGCCAUGACCUUGGCGACCUCCUGCGGAGCCAGAAGGGCGCGGACGUCACCUUGUUCAUCGGCGCCGAGUCGUUCCGCGCGCACAGGUGCGUGCUCGCUGCGCGGUCGCCGGUCUUCGCGGCCGAGCUCGCCGGAAACCUGAUGAACGACGCGCACGAGGUAAAGGACACGGACGCGGACGCCUUCCGGGCCCUGCUCCGCUUCAUCUACACGGACGCGCUGCCUCCAGAGAUCGAGAAGAUGGGCCGCUGGCCGGAGACCAGGAAGGAGGACCAGGAGGCGGUGUCGAUGGCGCGUCGUUUGCUCGAGGCCGCCGACCGGUACGGCGUGGAACGGCUCAAGGUUAUCUGCGAGGAGAAGGUGUGCGCCAGUGUUGGCGUGGGCACCGUGGCGACCGAUCUGGUCCUGGCGGAGCGGCGUGGAUACAAGAAGCUCAAGGCCAGGUGCAUGGAGUUCCUGGUGGCCAGCCCGGCGGACAUGCUCGCGGUGGCGGCGGCCGGGGGGUGUAAGCUUCUCGAGGCGACCUGCCCCUCGGUUUUGACUGAGAUCCUCACGGCUGUCGCCGCUAGGAGCUGCCAACUCGCACUGGGAGGUGGUGCACUUAGUUAGCUGUAUUGGGUGCAAAUUGUGAGAGCGUGGGGG